Messenger RNA from Lycium barbarum (goji berry), 1085 nucleotides. Its product is annotated as large ribosomal subunit protein uL30y. Gene Ontology annotation, cellular component: cytosolic large ribosomal subunit. Gene Ontology annotation, molecular function: structural constituent of ribosome; RNA binding. Bases 139 to 867 code for a protein of 242 amino acids. The transcript is spliced from 7 exons. Lineage: Eukaryota; Viridiplantae; Streptophyta; Magnoliopsida; Solanales; Solanaceae. The record is from RefSeq and is a predicted model, not a curated record. Gene Ontology annotation, biological process: maturation of LSU-rRNA from tricistronic rRNA transcript (SSU-rRNA, 5.8S rRNA, LSU-rRNA).
AAUAUGGGCCAUGCAAAUUAGGCCCAAACUAAGAACACAUUCUUAAAACCCUACUAUAUAAACUUAACUCAAAUAUAUCAGCAGCUGUGUAAAGAACAGACAAAGGACCCUGCACAAAUCUACAGGGGAGAUAGAGACAUGGGUGAGGGAGGUGUACCGGUUCCAGAGUCGGUAUUGAAGAAGCAAAAAAGGAAUGUGGAAUGGGCCCUUGUGAAGAAGCAAGAGCUUGAAGCUGCCAAGAAAAAGAAUGCUGAGAAUCGCAAACUUAUCUACAACAGGGCUAAACAGUACGCUAAGGAGUACUCCGAGCAGGAGAGGGAGUUGAUCCGUUUGAAGCGCGAGGCGCGAUUGAAGGGAGGAUUCUAUGUUGAUCCCGAAGCAAAGUUGCUCUUCAUCAUUAGAAUUCGUGGGAUUAACGCAAUGCCACCGCAGACAAAAAAGAUUCUUCAGCUUCUUCGAUUGCGACAGAUCUUUAACGGUGUCUUCCUGAAAGUUAAUAAGGCCACCGUGAACAUGUUGCAUAGGGUUGAGCCAUACGUUACAUACGGUUAUCCCAACUUGAAGAGCAUUAAAGAGUUGAUCUACAAACGAGGUUACGGAAAGGUAGACAAGCAAAGAAUUGCUUUGACUGACAAUGCUGUCAUUGAGCAGGUUUUGGGCAAGCAUGGAAUUAUUUGCAUCGAAGAUCUUGUCCACGAGAUCAUUACUGUUGGACCACACUUCAAGGAGGCUAACAAUUUCUUAUGGCCAUUCCAACUCAAGGCACCUCUAGGUGGACUCAAAAAGAAGAGAAAUCACUAUGUUGAAGGUGGUGAUGCUGGAAAUCGUGAGAAUUUCAUCAAUGAGCUCAUCAGGAGGAUGAACUAAAGAUGAUCUCACUAACAAGUUUUGUUUCUUUAGAAAGUUUGUUUCUGGUGUUUGAACUGUUUGUAAUAUUUGAACUAGACAAAUUUCAGGUUUUGUUCUCGAGGUUAAAAUUAGUUUUUGGGAUUAAGUAUACCAGUUGCCUGUGGUUUUGUCAAUGUUCAAUUUUAAAGUGGGAAGUGUGCUUCAAUUUAAAUAUAUGGUUUCUGCACUUUGGAAUU